GCGCUAAUGCACUACAGAAGUGGGGGUGAAACAGGUUUACGGCUGACGAAGAAGAGCAUGCGCCAGAGAGAGCAACAAGAAGUUCAAAAUGGGGCUUGAAAGUACUAUGGUCUGUGUGGACAACAGUGAGUAUAUGAGGAAUGGAGACUUCCUACCCACACGUCUACAGGCUCAGCAAGAUGCUGUCAACAUCGUUUGCCACUCCAAAACACGCAGCAACCCAGAGAACAACGUUGGACUCAUCACCAUGGCAAAUAACUGUGAAGUCCUGACCACGUUGACCCCAGAUAUGGGUCGAAUCCUGUCCAAACUACAUGCUAUCACACCCCGUGGCAAUAUCUGCUUUUGUACUGGCAUCAGAGUGGCUCAUUUGGCGCUCAAACACAGGCAGGGGAAAAACCACAAGAUGAGGAUUAUUGCCUUUGUUGGAAGCCCAGUUGAGGACAACGAGAAAGAUCUUGUCAAACUGGCCAAACGUUUGAAAAAAGAGAAGGUCAAUGUGGAUAUCAUCAACUUUGGUGAAGAGGAGUUAAACACAGAGAAGCUGACUACUUUCAUCAACACCCUGAAUGGGAAAGAGGGAACGGGCUCUCACCUGGUCACCGUUCCUCCAGGCCCCAGCCUCGCCGACACACUGCUGUCCUCACCCAUCCUGGCCGGGGAGGGUGGUGCCAUGAUGGGGCUCGGGGCCAGCGACUUUGAGUUUGGCGUGGAUCCCAGUGCUGACCCAGAGCUGGCGCUGGCGCUGCGCGUGUCCAUGGAGGAGCAGAGACAGAGGCAGGAGGAGGAGAGCCGUAGAGCAGCGGUGGCCUCUGUGACAGACGGCAGCAUGCCUGUGUCAACACCAGAGGAACCAGAAGAGGCUUGGCUGAAGACGGCCGAGGCGCAGCCAGAGGCUGGCGUCAAGGCGCUCCCAGACUUCAGCAGCAUGACGGAGGAGGAGCAGAUUGCUUACGCCAUGCAGAUGUCUCUCUCCGGAGGAGAAUACGGAGAGAUGGAUACCGCAGCCGCGAUGGACACGACAGAAACAGCCAAGGAGGAGGAUGACUAUGAUGUGAUGCAAGACCCAGAGUUCCUUCAGAGUGUCCUGGAGAAUCUCCCGGGUGUAGACCCUAACAACGAGGCCAUUCGCAACGCCAUGGGCUCCCUGGCCUCCCAGACAGGAAGCCAAAAGGAUGGCAAGAAGGACGAGGAGGAAAAAAAGAAAUAAGGAAGCAAGCAAUGAGAGCUCUCCUGGCUGGAGGCCCCAAACAGUCAAGAUGAAACACGAAAUUGCGAGAUAAAACAUGAUAUUGCAUACUACCGCAGGUUAAUGAAAAUAUACAUAUAUAAAUACUG
Gadus chalcogrammus (walleye pollock) is the source of this 1338-nucleotide messenger RNA. RefSeq names its product 26S proteasome non-ATPase regulatory subunit 4-like. Gene Ontology annotation, cellular component: proteasome regulatory particle, base subcomplex; nucleus; cytosol. The record is from RefSeq and is a predicted model, not a curated record. Bases 89 to 1210 code for a protein of 373 amino acids. Gene Ontology annotation, molecular function: polyubiquitin modification-dependent protein binding. Lineage: Eukaryota; Metazoa; Chordata; Actinopteri; Gadiformes; Gadidae. The transcript is spliced from 10 exons. Gene Ontology annotation, biological process: proteasome-mediated ubiquitin-dependent protein catabolic process.